AAGGCCUUCGGUAAUAAAUGAUCUAUCCAUCUGAUCGUCCCACGGCCCAAUAUAUGUGCCAAUAAACGUCCUUGGUUUCUGUAUUUUGUAGUAGCGCUGAAGUCUGAACCAUCUCUCUCUCUCUCUCUCUCUCUCUCUCUCUCUCCCCUAUGGAAGGAAUGUAUAAAUUCGCAGACAAUCAUACUUCUUGAAUCUCUCUCUCUCUCUCUAUCCGUGAAUUGUAAUGGCAGCCAAGGGUUUGUGGGGAUCCAUGGACGACUUCUUGAAUCAGUGCAAACAGUCGGGCGACUCCGCUUACAGUGCGUUCCGAUCACUGCUGGAGAGGCUCGAGGAUCCGAAUACCCGGCCCGAAGCCCGGAUCUUCUUAUCGGAUCUCCAGAAACGGUUCGCCACCAAGGAAGCCUCCGACGAGUGCCUCCAGACCUUCCAUUUCCUCAUCCAAGACAUCUAUAUUGAGCAAUACGAAGGUUAUCAGAAGAGGAAGAAACUGACAAUGAUGGUGAUCCCUAGCAUCUUCAUCCCAGAGGACUGGUCCUUCACCUUUUAUGAAGGACUAAAUAGAUAUCCUGACUCUAUCUUCAAGGACAAGACAGUUGCUGAGCUUGGUUGCGGUAACGGAUGGAUAUCCAUUGCCAUAGCUGAGAAGUGGUUACCAUUGAAGGUGUAUGGGCUUGAUAUUAAUCCAAGAGCUAUCAAGAUUUCUUGGAUCAACUUAUAUCUAAACGCACUGGAUGAAAAUGGUCAACCUGUCUAUGAUGUGGAAGGGAAGACUUUGCUGGAUAGGGUGGAGUUCCAUGAAUCUGACCUGCUAGGUUACUGCAGAGAUCAUCACAUAGAACUCGAACGCAUUGUUGGAUGCAUACCUCAGAUUCUUAACCCUAACCCAGAUGCAAUGUCCAAGAUGAUUACGGAAAAUGCAAGCGAGGAGUUUCUGUAUUCCUUGAGUAACUAUUGUGCACUUCAGGGUUUCGUUGAGGAUCAGUUUGGCCUGGGUCUCAUUGCCAGGGCUGUUGAAGAAGGAAUUUCUGUCAUCAAACCUUUGGGAAUUAUGAUCUUUAAUAUGGGAGGCCGUCCAGGACAAGGUGUUUGUAAACGCUUGUUUGAACGGCGUGGGCUACAGGUUACCAAGCUUUGGCAGACAAAAAUUCUUCAGGCUUCUGACACAGAUAUUUCAGCUUUGGUUGAGAUUGAAAAGAAUAGUCCCCAUCGUUUUGAGUUCUUCAUGGGGCUAGCUGGAGAUCAGCCAAUUUGCGCUCGAACUGCUUGGGCCUAUGGAAAGGCUGGCGGUCGUAUUUCUCAUGCUUUAUCAGUUUACAGUUGUCAACUUCGUCAACCAAAUCAGGUUAAGAUGAUUUUUGAUUUUCUUAAAAAUGGGUUCCGUGAGAUCAGCAAUUCUCUAGAUCUAUCAUUUGAGGAUGAUUCUGUGGCGGAUGAGAAGAUUUCUUUCCUUGCUUAUCUUGCCAGUGUUUUGAAAAAGAGCUCAUUUUUCCCAUACGAGCCACCAGCUGGAAGCAAAAGAUUUCGCAAUCUGAUUUCUGGUUUCAUGAAAACUUACCACCAUGUUCCCAUUAAUGCAGAUAAUAUCGUUGUAUUUCCUUCAAGGGAUGUGGCGAUAGAGAAUGCUCUGCGGUUAUUCUCCCCACGACUUGCCAUUGUUGAUGAACAUCUGAGCCGACACCUGCCCAAGCAAUGGUUAACAUCGUUGACCAUAGAGAAUAUUGAGACUGAUAAACUUUCAGAAGAUGUUCUCACUGUAAUUGAAGCCCCGCGCCAGUCAGAUUUGAUGAUAGAGCUAAUUAAAAAGUUGAAGCCACAGGUGGUAGUUACAGGAAUGGCUCAUUUUGAGGCAAUUACUAGUUCUGCUUUCCAGCACCUUUUAGAUACUACAAGAGAGAUUGGAUCUCGUAUUUUCUUGGACAUAUCAGACCACUUUGAGCUAUCCAGCCUCCCCCCUUCCAAUGGUGUCUUGAAAUAUCUUGCUGGAACUCCUCUGCCUCCCCACGCUGCAAUUAUAUGUGGUUUACUAAAAAAUCAGGUUUACUCGGAUUUGGAAGUUGCUUUUCUGAUAUCAGAAGAGGAGACCAUCUUUAAAGCAUUGUCCAAGACUGUGGAACUUCUGGAAGGGAAUACAGCGCCGAUUAGUCAAUACUACUAUGGUUGUCUAUUCCAUGACCUUCUAGCCUUUCAGUUAGCUGAUCGACAUCUGCCUGCCGAGAGAGAAAGCGAGAAGGCAAAAGCUGGUGAGAUGAUUGGAUUCACUAGUUCUACCAUCUCAGUCCUUGAUCAUGCUGAGUUGUCAAUAACUGCAGCAGAUGACUCUUCCUUAGUUCAUAUGGAUGUGGAUCAGAGCUUUUUCCCAAUACCUUCUCCUGUCAAGGCUGCUAUUUUUGAAAGUUUUUCAAGACAAAAUGUAGCAGAAUCAGAGAUUGAUGUGACAACCAGCAUUAGACAGUUUAUUAAGAGCAAUUAUGGCUUCCCAACAUCUAGCAACGCAGAAUUCGUAUAUGCAGACUUCCCACUACCUCUUUUCAAUAAGCUUGUCCUCUGCUGCAUCCAAGAAGGUGGAACUUUGUGCUUCCCAGCUGGCUCAAACGGGCAUUAUGUUUCUGCUGCCAGAUUUCUGAAAGCAAACAUUGUGACCAUCCCUACCCAAUCUGAAGCAGGGUUUAAGCUGACAGAAAAGAUACUUACCGGCAUAUUAGACACUGUGAAGAAACCAUGGGUAUACAUCUGUGGUCCAACAAUCAACCCAACUGGCUUAGUUUACACCAAUGAAGAGAUGGAAAACAUACUGUCUGUUUGUGCUAAGUAUGGGGCUAGAGUUAUUAUUGAUACUUCAUUCUCAGGAUUGGAAUUUCACUCUGAGGACUCAAAUGGUUGGGAUUUGGAGAACAGUUUAGCAAAACUGAAUUCUUCUGGGCAACCAACUUUUUGUGUGUCUUUGCUUGGAGGAUUAUCUUUGAAGAUGCUUACUGGAGGUCUCACAUUUGGGUUUCUUGUUCUAAACCAGUCUUUUUUGGUUGACACGUUCCAUAGCUUUUCAGGACUAAGCAAACCUCACAGCACUCUUAAAUACACCGUAAAGAAGUUGCUGGAUCUAAGACAGCAGAAAGCAGGAGACUUAAUGGAAGCCAUUGCCAAACAAAAAAAGCUUGUGGCAAGUAGAUCUCAACGCUUGAAAGAGACUCUCGAGAAUUGUGGGUGGGAUGUUCUUGAAGCCCAUGCCGGUGUUUCGAUGGUGGCAAAGCCGUCUACCUAUCUUGGCAAGAAACUUGCACUGGAAGAAGAACCCACUGCUUUUGAAGCCAAGAUUGAGGACUCAAAUAUCAGAGAAGCCAUGCUCAAGGCCACUGGUUUAUGCAUUAACAGUGCCUCAUGGACUGGAAUCCCUGGCUACUGUCGAUUCACCGUUGCCUUGGAAGACAGUGAAUUCGAGCGUGCAUUGGAUUGCAUUGUCAAAUUCAGGGCAGUAAUCGACAAUUGAAGUGCCUUGUUUCAUCUAAAUGCAUUCGAUUCUUUGUUCUCACGACUUAGGUGUCGUGAAAAAUAAAUUGAUGAAGCAAUUUCGAUUGGCUUCGAACUUUUAUGAGGAAUUAUGAGGAAUUAUUAUGCGUGUUGUUAAUGAAAAGCUUCGUCCUGAAUUUGAUGUCAACUUGGUACCAAAUUAAUUAAAUGUAAACAACUUCUAGAAACCGGAAGGAGUUGAAUACUAUGUAGGCAAAAGCAAAAGCCAACAGUCA
Molecule: messenger RNA, 3740 nt
Organism: Rhododendron vialii
Lineage: Eukaryota; Viridiplantae; Streptophyta; Magnoliopsida; Ericales; Ericaceae
Product: methionine S-methyltransferase
Exons: 12
Coding region: 224-3484 (1086 amino acids)
Biological process (GO): biosynthetic process
Molecular function (GO): methyltransferase activity; pyridoxal phosphate binding
Source: RefSeq, a predicted model, not a curated record